Condylura cristata (star-nosed mole) is the source of this 981-nucleotide messenger RNA. It is a transcript of the gene ZPBP2, whose product is annotated as zona pellucida binding protein 2. The transcript is spliced from 8 exons. Bases 1 to 981 code for a protein of 326 amino acids. The record is from RefSeq and is a predicted model, not a curated record. Gene Ontology annotation, cellular component: acrosomal vesicle; zona pellucida receptor complex; extracellular region. NCBI's taxonomy places the organism in Eukaryota, Metazoa, Chordata, Mammalia, Eulipotyphla, Talpidae. Gene Ontology annotation, biological process: acrosome assembly; binding of sperm to zona pellucida.
AUGCGAGCGUGGGCGCUAGUCUCCGCGGUGCUCUGGUGCCUCACUGGAGUUGGAUGGCAACGUUUUUCCCAACGCUCUAAGAAAGGCUUCAUUUAUGGGCAGCCAGGACACCCAGUGAAAAUAUAUGUAAAAUUACAUCACAGUAGUCCAGUCCUUGUCUGUAUGGACUUGAAACGUGCUAAAAAAGAAAUAGUGGACCCCACCUACUUAUGGAUUGGGCCUAAUGAAAAGGCAUUAACAGGAAACAGUCACAUAAAUAUAACUGACACAGGAAAAUUGAUGAUAAAAGAUUUUUUGGAGCCGCUCUCCGGAUUUUACACAUGUACUCUUUCUUAUAAAACAGUCAAAGCAGAAACUCAAGAAGAAACAAUUGUAAAGCAGAGAUAUGACUUUCUGAUAUUUGCUUAUCGGGAACCUGAUUAUUCAUACCAGAUGGCUGUACGUUUUACCACAAAGUCUUGUAUAGGAAAAUAUAAUGACCUGCUCUUUAGAGUCCUGAAGAAAAUCCUGGAUAAUUUAAUCUCUGAUUUGUCAUGCCAUGUCAUAGAACCAUCAUAUAAAUGCCAUUUUGUUAAAGUUCCAAAUCGUGGCCUUGUACAUGAGUUAUUUAUAGCCUUUCAAGUUAAUCCUUUUGCACCAGGGUGGAAAGGUACAUGCAAUGAUUCUGUUGACUGUGAAGAUAUCACAAAUCAUAAUAUCCUGGAGGCAAGAAAUCGAAUAGAAGAAUUUUUCCGGAGCCAAGCAUAUAUUUACUACCAUGACUUUAAUAAAACUCUACCAGCUAUGCAUUUUGUAGACCACAGUUUUCAAGUUGUACGUAUGGAUAGCUGUCGUCCAGGCUUUGGAAAAAAUGAAGGUCUACACAGUAAUUGUGCUAGUUGUUGUGUGGUGUGCAGUCCUGGAAUGUUUAGUCCUGAUGUUGAUGUCACGUGUCAGACCUGCGUUUCUGUCCAUAUCUAUGGAGCUAAAUCUUGCCAGUAG